AUGGCAGAGCCGUCGGCGGCCACUCAGUCCCCGUCCGUCUCGUCGUCCUCCGGGGCCGAGUCCUCUGCGCUCGGUGGUGGCAGCGGGAGCCCGGGAGCCUGCCCCGCCCUGGGGACGAAGAGCUGCGGCUCCUCCUGUGCGGAUUCCUUUGUUUCUUCCUCUUCCUCUCAGCCUGUAUCUCUAUUUUCGACCUCACAAGAGAGAUUGAGCUCUCUUUGCUCUGAUGAGCCACCUUCAGAAAUUACGACUUCCUCCUCUUGUUCAUCUUCUGAAAUAUGUAACACUGACCUUACAAUACUACAUGGAGUAAAAAGCAAAAUGUUAGGCAACCAGAUUCUUUUAGCCCAAGAAGCAAAAGACUGCUUGGCUCUUCUAGAUGGGAAAAAGAUGGAAAAGCCUCUGGGGACCAGCAAAGACAUAGAAGACUCCCCAGUUUCUGCUGCAGGAGAAGUUCACUGCGACCAUCCUUCCUUUCCACUCAGCUUCCUGGGUCAUCCUGCUUUUCUCUCAAAGGAAGAUGGUCAAAUGGAACAACAGAUAAAUAAAGAUCAAGAGUCCAGGAACCCAAAUGAGGAACCAAAUAGGGAUGAUAUACCUGCCUCGGAUGCAGAUGACAAGUUCACUUUGCUAACAGCCCAGAAGCCACCCACCCUGCAGCCUAAAGCCGAAGGCGUUUGUCCAUAUUCCUUGUCUCCUUCUGAAGCUUCAGGAGGUGGUGUUAUGGAAAAGGAUUCCCCUGAAUCACCAUUUGAAGUAAUAAUUGACAAAGCAGCAUUUGACAAAGAAUUUAAAGACGCAUAUAAGGAAAGCAUAAAUGAUUUUGGUAGCUGGGCAGUGCAUACUAGUAGAGAAUCACCUGCAGACAUUUCAGAGUCUAAUGACAAAGUAUUUCCACUGAGAAAGAAAGAAGCAGGGCGUUACCCGGCCUCUGCAUUGCUCAUCAGGCAGUUUUCACACACAACUGCAGCAUUGGAGGAGGUAUCUAGAUGUGUGAAUGAUAUGCAUAACUUUACUAACGAAGUACUGACUUGGGAUUUGGUUCCCCAAGUGAAACAGCAGAGUGAUAAAUCUGAGUACAACACAAAAACUUCAGGACUUGGCACAAGUGAAUAUAAUUCAGAAAUUCCUGUUGUAAAUCUGAAAAUGAACACUCAGAAAAUUCCUGUAUGUUCUAGUAAUGGAAGCACUACUAACACUAAAUCACCAGGUGACUGGGCGGAAACAUCUCUCCCGCAGGAAAAUGCUGUGCCAGACCAUUUUGAUUCCACACAGGCAGUCACUAUCAAAGAUGUGCAAGACAAAGUGCAGAAAAGAGAUGACACACUUUCAGAGUUACCUGGAUCUCCACUGGAGAAAUGUGUCUCUCUUGGUUCUGGAGUAGCCACAGAUAAAGUGGUUUUACCCGACAGCCACCUGAAAGGUGGAAUGAGCUGGCGGACCUCUGUGUUGGGAGAAGUGACAGAGGCUGAUAGUUCUGGUGAUUCUGAUGACACAGUAAUAGAGGACCUCACAGCAGAUAAUUCAUUUGAGAGCAACAAAAUUCAGGCUGAAAAACCUGUUUCCAUCCCAACUCCUGUUGUAAAAACAGAUGGAGAAGUCAAAGAGAUCCUCAGUUGUAAUAAGAGAGAAAGAACAUCUGAAAAUUUUGAAGGGUCUGUCAGUGACUCUGAGCCACAACAAGUUCAGCCUGAUCCUCUUGAAAGGAGCCCAAGUGAGGCAGUAUGUUCACUAGUAUCUAAUAAGAAUGGCACGUCAGAAGUGAAGCAGUCAGGCAGUAAGCAUGAAGCUGUUCCUGAAAAGCCUGUUGCAGCUGAGAACCCCAAACUCCCUUCAGAAGCAUCUCCUACAGAACUCUCACAAAGUGUGACAACCUCUGCCUAUUUGGAGGCAUUGCAUGAAAAAAAUGUGAAAGAUAUAGAUGAUUCUUCCCCAGAGGACCUGAUGGCGGCCUUUACAGAAACCAGAGAGAAAGGAAUAGUAAGUAAAGGUGAAGGAAAUACCUUCGAAGCAACAUCAGAGGAAACUAAGGACUUUAAAACAAUUCUUCCUCUGGAUGUUUUGCAUGAGAGUAAGUCAGGUGUUUCUGAAAUUAAAAACAUAAAAAGCAAAUACAGUAAACAAAGCAAAGAAACAAAUGGGAGUGAGCUUCUGGAAGUUUUCCCUACCCAAGGUACUCCAGUAGCAUCGCUCGACUUAGAACAAGAACAGCUCACAAUCAAAGCACUUAAAGAACUGAGUGAAAGGAAGGUUGAGAAGUCAGCUUCUGUACAGGAUAAAGAAGAAUCUCCUGAAGAAAUAUUCAAACAGACUUUAACAUUUGUUCCAGAAUCUUCUUGGCCACAGAAAUCAUAUGAUGUCCUGGAACACAAAGAUGUCAAGACUGGAUCUGAUCUUGAGAUUUCCAAGAAGCCCACUGUUACCAAAGAAACUACUAGGGCAGAGGUUAUUUCCAUCCUUAGCAAGACUGAACCGGUAAACAAGCCUGUCCUAACAAGACUUCUGACACACUUAUCAGUGCACGACUUGGUUUUCUGGCGUGAUGUGAAGAAGACUGGCUUUGUCUUUGGCACCACACUGAUCACGCUGCUGUCCCUGGCAGCUUUCAGCGUCAUCAGUGUGGUUUCUUACCUCAUCCUGGCUCUCCUGUCGGUCACCAUCAGCUUCAGGGUCUACAAGUCUGUCAUCCAAGCUGUACAGAAAUCAGAAGAAGGCCAUCCGUUCAAAGCCUACCUGGAUGUCGACAUCACUCUGUCCUCAGAAGCUUUCCAUAAUUACGUGAACGCUGCCAUGGUGCACAUCAACAGGGCCCUGAAACUCAUCAUUCGUCUCUUUCUGGUGGAAGAUCUAGUUGACUCCUUGAAGCUUGCUGUCUUCAUGUGGCUGAUGACCUAUGUUGGUGCCGUUUUCAAUGGGAUCACCCUUCUGAUUCUUGCUGAACUGCUCGUUUUCAGUGUUCCAGUUGUCUAUGAGAAGUACAAGACCCAGAUUGAUCACUACGUUGGCAUCGCCCGCGAUCAGACCAAGUCGAUUGUUGAAAAGAUCCAAGCAAAACUCCCUGGAAUUGCAAAAAAAAAGGCAGAAUAA
This is a messenger RNA of Rangifer tarandus platyrhynchus (Svalbard reindeer), 3084 nucleotides long. The record is from the annotation of a GenBank genome assembly. NCBI's taxonomy places the organism in Eukaryota, Metazoa, Chordata, Mammalia, Artiodactyla, Cervidae.